AUGGACCGGCCCGUCCAGACCGUCGAGUAUUCCACCGACGCCUACAACUCUCUCCCCAACGUCGCCUCCGCCGCCGCCGCCUACCGCGCCUGCCACGGCGACCUCCUCACGCGACAGCUCAUGCCGGACCUGUUCCGUCGGCACGCCGUCCAGGCCAACCUCGGCCUCGCCCUCCUCCACCGGCACCACCACCACACCGGCGCGCCCCCACUCGGCGCCGGCGAGAGCAUGACCGCGCUGAGCGGCACCAAGAGCCCGGCCCCGCGCCAGCUCGGCGUUCCCGCCGUCUGGCGUCUCGACGUCGCCGACGGCCACGUCAUCCCCGUCGAGUUCUCCCUCGAGGCCGCCCCCGUCGACUGGGGCGGCGACCGCCUCCAGGCAUUCGUCAAGGAGUUCGCGGCGGUGCUGCGGGAGCACAGCGCCGAGGCGCACUUUGGGCUCUGCCUGUACCCGGGAGACGGCUACCCGGGGCACAUCGAGGUCGAGGAUGGGCGCGACACCGUGGGCUUGUCGCCCGAAGAGGUAAAAUGCCCCGCCGUAUUCCGUUAG
Cordyceps fumosorosea ARSEF 2679 is the source of this 549-nucleotide messenger RNA. RefSeq lists its product as hypothetical. The transcript has a single exon. The coding region runs from base 1 to 549 and encodes 182 amino acids. The record is from RefSeq and is a predicted model, not a curated record. NCBI's taxonomy places the organism in Eukaryota, Fungi, Ascomycota, Sordariomycetes, Hypocreales, Cordycipitaceae.